AUGGCGGCGACUGCCGCCACCACGGCCACCACCGCCGGCACGGCCGCCUGCAGCAGCAGCAGCCGCGCCGGCACCGACGCCGCGGGCACCCGCGGAUCGCAGCCGCCGCCGCAGCACCCCCAGCCCGCGGCCGCCGCGCCGGCCCGGCCGCCGCCGCCCGAGCCCCCCCGGAAGCCGCGCAUGGACCCACGGCGCCGCCAGGCUGCUCUCUCCUUCCUCACCAACAUCUCGCUGGACGGACGGCCGCCGCUGCAGGACGAGGAGUGGGGCGGCGGCGAGGAGAGCGGCGCGGCCAAGCCGGGAGCCGGCAGCGCCUGCGGCGCGAGGACUCGGCUCAGCCUGCUCGCCGCCGCCGAGCGGGGCGGCUGCAACGCGCUCGCCGCGGCGGGCACGGCGGCGGCGGUAGCAGCUGGAUGGGGACCCUGCCUCCCGCAGCCCUCGCCGCUGCCACUCCUGGCCCCCGGCGGCCACGCUGCGGGGCUCGGGCUCGGGGCGACUCGGGGCUUCGUGAGCCCCCUGGGCGCGGGCCGGGCGUCGGGGGAGCAGUUACAGCCGCCCCGGCCGGCGCCUCUCGCCUCCUGCGCUCCGCCGCAGCUGCCCGACCGGCCCGGGAACGCCGGGCAGGAGGAGCUGGAGGAGGACGAUGCCUUUUCCAGCGUGCAGGUGCCGGCGGCCGCCUUUCUGGGCUCCGGGACCCCCGGGAGUGGGAGCGGCAGUCGGGGUCGCCUCAACUCGUUCACUCAGGGAAUCCUGCCCAUCGCCUUCUCCAGGCAGGCUUCGCAGAACUACUGCUCCCUGGAGCAGCCAGGCCAGGGGGCCAGCACCAGCGCCUUGGAACAGUUGCAGAGGUCCCGACGUCGCCUCAUCUCCCAGAGGUCAUCCUUGGAGACUCUGGAAGAUAUUGAGGAGAAUGCCCCUCUACGGAGAUGUCGAACUCUCUCAGGUUCGCCCAGACCAAAGAACUUUAAGAAGAUUCAUUUUAUCAAGAACAUGCGGCAGCACGAUACCAGGAAUGGCAGAAUAGUCCUUAUCAGUGGCAGAAGAUCCUUCUGUAGUAUAUUUUCAGUGCUGCCCUAUCGUGACAGUGCCCAAGUUGGGGACUUGAAGUUGGAUGGAGGGAAGCAGUCCACAGGUGCUGUGAGCUUGAAAGAGAUUAUUGGCCUUGAAGGUGUGGAGCUGGGAGCUGACGGGAAGACUGUUUCUUACACCCAAUUUCUGUUACCCACAAAUGCCUUCGGAGCCCGGAGAAAUACCAUAGACUCCACCUCCUCCUUCUCCCAGUUCCGUAACCUGAGCCACCGCAGCCUCUCCAUAGGACGCGCAAGCAGCACCCAGGGGAGCCUGGACACAGGUAGCGACCUGGGAGACUUUAUGGACUAUGACCCAAAUCUCCUGGAUGACCCCCAGUGGCCUUGCGGCAAGCACAAACGAGUUCUGAUCUUUCCUUCGUACAUGACCACAGUAAUCGACUACGUGAAGCCCUCAGACCUCAAGAAGGACAUGAACGAGACCUUCAAGGAGAAGUUUCCUCACGUCAAGUUAACACUCAGCAAAAUAAGGAGUCUGAAGCGAGAGAUGCGGAAGCUUGCCCAGGAGGACUGUGGCUUCGAGGAGCCCACAGUGGCCAUGGCCUUUGUCUAUUUUGAGAAGCUCGCCCUCAAGGGAAAGCUAAACAAACAGAACCGGAAGCUUUGUGCCGGAGCAUGUGUACUCUUAGCAGCCAAAAUCGGAAGUGACCUGAAAAAGCACGAAGUGAAGCAUUUAAUUGACAAACUGGAAGAGAAGUUCCGGCUAAAUAGACGAGAACUGAUUGCCUUUGAAUUCCCAGUGUUAGUGGCCUUGGAGUUCGCUCUUCAUCUGCCGGAGCACGAAGUCAUGCCCCAUUACAGACGCCUCAUCCAGAGCUCCUAGCACAGGCCCCAAGGAGGGCUAGGGCCCACUUCCUCGGAGCUCGUGGAACAGCACUUACUACUGGAAAUGCAAAAACAGAACUCGACAUGCCAACCUUUUUUCCUCCCAACAUGUUUUUGAGUAGCAGCAGUACCGGAAACUCUUCAGGCAGUCCUGGUGAGCCGGGAUGAGCCGAGAGC
Molecule: messenger RNA, 2090 nt
Organism: Odobenus rosmarus divergens (Pacific walrus)
Lineage: Eukaryota; Metazoa; Chordata; Mammalia; Carnivora; Odobenidae
Gene: CABLES1
Product: Cdk5 and Abl enzyme substrate 1
Exons: 10
Coding region: 1-1911 (636 amino acids)
Biological process (GO): nervous system development; regulation of cell cycle
Cellular component (GO): cytosol
Source: RefSeq, a predicted model, not a curated record